Brassica oleracea var. oleracea is the source of this 1434-nucleotide messenger RNA. RefSeq lists its product as uncharacterized. The record is from RefSeq and is a predicted model, not a curated record. The transcript has a single exon. NCBI's taxonomy places the organism in Eukaryota, Viridiplantae, Streptophyta, Magnoliopsida, Brassicales, Brassicaceae. The coding region runs from base 1 to 1434 and encodes 477 amino acids.
AUGUCUUCAGCCCUUGAUAAAGAUCUUCUGGCCAUGUCGUUAGAAGAAGAAGAAACACCUUUUGACCUUCCAGAUCUUCCUCAAUAUAGUUCAUGUCUAAACAACUCGAUCAGUUUGAUAGGAAGAAUCCUUAAUCCUGACUGUCAAAAGGUACCAAACUUGAUUCGAGAAAUGCCUCGUAAGUGGCGGAAGUUUGAUCGUGUUCGAGGUAUUGCGUUAUCUCCGGAGAGAUUUCAAUUCAUCUUCAAGCAUGAACAUGAUCUUCUGGAGGUUUAUGAAAAAGGCGUUCACUCGUUUAAUGAUUGGACUCUAGCUAUCGAAAGAUGGGUAGAAAGGCCACCACCUGAUUAUCUCAAUUUCAUUAACAUCUGGGUUCGUCUACGUAAUAUUCCGGUUAAUCAUUAUACGGCUAAAGCGAUCGAAGCUCUGGGUGACUUGGUUGGACGUGUUGUUGAAGUUGCCUUCGAUCCUUCUAGGCCUCGUAUAAAUGAUUAUGAGAGAGUCUUGGUUCGAUUUGAUGUCUCUAGACCUCUAUACAAAACAAGAGUUGUUAAUCUUCCAGGAGGUGAGCAAACUACUAUCUCCUAUGAGUACGAAAGGAUUCAUAAAAGAUGCUUUCACUGUCAGCGUUUAACACAUGAGCAAUCGGUUUGUCCUUUCAAGCUUCGAGACUUACAAAAGAGUUCGGAACAGAGUAAUAUCUUAAAUAAAGGAUUGAAGAAAAAGCAAGAUAAGAUAUUAAAAGAAUCUUAUCCUCUCUUUGGUGUGUUGGAAGAAAAUCAAGUUGGGAUUAAUCCAGCUACAGGAAGGCCAAGAAUUGCUAAGGAGGUUCUAGAUGGUAUGAGACAGUAUCUUCUUACUGCUUCAGGUCCUGAAAAGAUCAUCAGAGAACAUAGGGUGAAGAAUUCCUUGGAGGAUAUCGGAAAUGAUCCUAUAGCUCAAAAAGCUUUUCUCAGUCUGGAAACUUUACCUGUGAUAACGCCUGAUAUUGACAAAGGAAAAGGACCUGUUUUUGAGUUCCAGAAUACAUCAUCAGCGGAGCUUCCUGCACCAGUUCAUGGUUAUCACACUAAGCUUCUUCAGUCUGCCAUUCAAGCUGGACGAAACAAUAAUGAAUUCUCAACUCCAGAAUUCUUCUAUUCUGAAGGUUCAGUGGAUAGCAGCUAUAAUAAUUCAAGGUCUUAUUUGGAUUUCUCUUCAGUUAACUCGGCUAUAGCUGAAGAAGCUGGUACAUCUCGUGCAGCUGGAAGACCAAGAAGAAGGCCUCCUAAAAGUAAAAGGCAACCAUUUGAAGGAGCUCUAAAUGUUAAUCAAAUCAGAUACAAGAACACGGUUGUCAAAAGAAAGGCUGAGGAAGAAGUAAAGCAAGGUUCCAAGAUCAAGCGAAAGCUUAAUGAGGCGGUCCCAAUGGAGGGACUGCCCAAAGAUUUAUGA